AUGCAUUCUUACCAGACACAUCCUGAUGACUAUUCGCCAAAGUUUGUUGCCAUUGGCAUCGAUUUCGGAACGACUUACUCGGGCGUUUCUUGGGCACGAUCUACCAAUCCCAAAGAAGUCAAUUCUAUCACUGGUUGGGCAUCUGAGGAUCAUCGCAACCAGAAUGAAGUUCAAGUGCCAACUCUUUAUGACAUUGAUUCAGGCAAAUGGGGUUUUGAAAUCACGCCUGAUAUGAAGCCUAUGAAGUGGUUUAAGCUCCUGCUACUGAAGAACGAAGACAUCGCCAAAGAAGAGAUUCGCAAUGCAACCCAACUCCAACAGGCUAGAGACAUCUUGUCCAGCUCCCGGAAGAGACUUACGGCAGUACAGGUCGUCGGCUACUACCUGAAGAACGUGUGGGAUCACACCUAUACAGCUCUCAAGUCCAUGCUGGAUGUAGACAAUCUACCCCUGCGUGUUGCCAUUACCAUCCCCGCCAUCUGGCCCGCCUAUGCACAGAGUGCGAUGAGGGAGGCUGCCAAGAUUGCGGGAAUCACGAAGUACAGAGACAUUGGAGAAACGACUCUCAUACUCGUACAAGAGCCCGAGGCUGCCGCGUUGGCGAGUCUGUUCCAAAGAAACUCUUCUCCGGAGAUACAAGUACAUGAAUCGUUUGUUGUUUGUGACGCGGGCGGCGGUACCGUAGAUGUCAUCAGCUAUAAAGUUGUCUCUGAACGCCCCUUCAAACUGGAAGAGUGCGUCCCAGGAACAGGAAAGCUGGCUGGCGCUUUCCAGAUUGACCAAGCAUUUGAAUCCUACGUCCGUGGUAAGGCUAAGCUGAAGAUCAGUGCUCUCAAGGACUUUGAUUACAAUCAGUUUAUUUUGCGGGAGUGGGAACUCGGCGCAAAAAGAAGUUUCAGUAUUUCUAACGCUCAAGAAAACUAUCACCUACACCCACCAAGUAAAGCCUAUGGCAGGCUUGCUCGGCUCAGACACAAAGACACCCUGAUCAUCAGCAAUGAGGAAAUGACGGGGUUCUUCAACAGAUCUCUUACAGGCAUUCGGACUCUGGUUGGGAAUCAAUGCAAAGAGGUCGAAGAAGAAACAGGGAAACCGCCAAAGAAAAUCCUCCUCGUUGGGGGUUUGGGUAGCUCAGAGUACGUCUAUGACAAGUUGACUGAAAUCUUCUCCAACAAGGUCCUCAGACCAAGCGAUGGAUGGUCCGCUGUCGCUCGAGGUGCGGUUCUACGGCUGCUACAGGAGAACAUUUCGUCUCAGCCAGUCCAUUCACCAGAAGAUCAAGAAGUUCUCAGAAUUCUACCAGAUGUUAUCUCUCGACGAUCAAGGUACCACUAUGGAAUUGUGGUCAGCACCUCCAUCAAAGGUUUAGAUCUUGACCCUGAGGAUGUAAUUACUAUUAAUCCAGAAGGAUUCGAGAGAGUGUCAAGAAUGAGGUGGUAUUUGCUCAAGGGUGAAAAGAUCGAGAAGAAAUCGCGGAUUCCUUUCUUCUACAGCCACUAUUACCGUUCUCAAGAUAUCCCCGAAAAGUGCGCCUUUAAAAUCGUAUACAGCGCUGAGGAUCCAGCACCAAAGAGAUCAAACUCUGCCGUGUUGAGCUUGUGUCGGAUUGAGUGUGACUGGGACAAGCCUAUCACCGAGUGGCAACCAGUAGGGGAUCCAUCGGAGGGAUGGAGAAAGCACAAUGAUCUUGAGCUUACUAUGGGAUUGCAAGGUGAGCCGAAGUGGGAGGUUCGUGUUGGGUCUAAUAAGCGUGAACAUAAAUUCAAUAUCGAGUAUGCUAGUUAG
This is a messenger RNA of Fusarium odoratissimum NRRL 54006, 1785 nucleotides long. RefSeq lists its product as uncharacterized. The transcript has 9 exons. NCBI's taxonomy places the organism in Eukaryota, Fungi, Ascomycota, Sordariomycetes, Hypocreales, Nectriaceae. Gene Ontology annotation, molecular function: ATP binding; ATP-dependent protein folding chaperone. Bases 1 to 1785 code for a protein of 594 amino acids. The record is from RefSeq and is a predicted model, not a curated record.